GAAAUUCAACGUAUUAAGACUCCCCCUUUAUAUAUUCUAAUAAUGGAUCUUCCCCAAAAACCAUUAACUCCAAAUUAGUCAAAGAAAAAAAAUUCAAAUUUUUCAGCUACCUUUAUCUUCUCAACUGCAAAUGGACUCCCAUUUGAAAAUGAAAAACACUUCGGAAAAAAACGAAUUCAUAUCUCUUCGAGAUCAUCCAUUUCCUUGUCGAUUUCGUUACGUUACCGAAGAAAACGUUCAACAAUCAUCAAUUAUUGUUACCAAAAAUCAUCAAUUGAGUCAUAGCAAUAGUAGUACUAUUGAUGAGAUACAACGAGUUGGAAAUAGCGCACGUAAACAUUUUAGCCAUCGACACAACUUGUUAACGUACUCGUUGCGUGCCUCGGAUUGUGUGCAUUGCUAUUUUUGUGAGACCACAAUUUCAGGCAUGUCGUACGGGUGCAAACGUUGCAGGUACUUUCUUCAUGAGUCAUGUUUCGAAUUCCCACAAGUCAUCGAACAUUUGGCUCACCCGGGACAUCAACUAAUUCUCAAGUAUACUCCAGCAAGUGGUGUCAGCGCAUUUAAUUGCAAAGCAUGUCACGUUGGUGACAACCCUGCUUUGUUAUUCAACUUUCACUAUUCAUGCAAUCAUUGUGAUUUUGCUCUUCAUAUGGGGUGUGCGUCUAUGCCUUAUAAAGUUCUUCACAAGGAUAUGGCUUUGUCUGUAUUUUACUCGAAUCCUUUGAGGAAUGAAGCCGGGCCACUCCUUUGUGACAUGUGCAACCACUCGAUAGACAAAUCGAAUACUUGGGUAUAUUAUGACCAUAGUCAUAAUUUUGUGACACAUUUUGGGUGUGCUGCUGACUCUGUCUAUGGAAAAGUAGAAAAUGAUAAAGACUAUAUAAUUGGUGUUCAAAAUGGAUUGACAAAUGUUGAUGGGGAUGACACUUCUAUAGUAAACUAUCAAAAAAAUGAACAUGAAGGAACACAAUAUAAACGGUUCUUUCAUAGACAUCCUUUGCAACAAUUGGAUCGAUCGAUGGACAACAGUGUCAAGAAUCGAAAAUGUGGAAUUUGUGGAACUGAUCUUAGUACAGACAAGAAAAAAGAGUGUUCAAGUUGUGAUUUUAUAAUUCAUGAGAGGUGUUCUUUUUUGCCUGAGAAAAUUCAACACCCAUUUCAUCCACAUCCACUCACACUUGUUCCUAAAAAAGAUGGAGUUGAAGUUCAAUGCAUAGGAUGUCGUCAAUCCAGUGGUUGUCACACAAACUACACUGUUCUGUACCAAUGCAAAACUUGUGAAUUUCAACUUCAUCCAUCAUGUGCUGCUUGUCCAAGAAGACUAAAAAAGCUUGAUUUAACUUUGUGUUACUCAUUUCCUUAUAAGAAUGAGGUAUCAAAGCUCUAUUGCAACUAUUGUUCGAAGGUCAUCAACAAGGAUCAAUGGAUGUACUAUGGAAGAAGUAACGAUGAGAAGAGGCACAUUACUUGUCAAUUGGCUGUUGGCGUUUCGAAUUGUUAUGUCACGUUACGUGAUUUAGAGGUAGAAUAGUAGGGUCGUCUCUUGUGUAUAGACCCAAAAAUCGAGUGAAUAGCAAGUCAGUCAUGAUCGGAAUUUCAGUAUUCGAUAGGUAUGCUCAAUCCAAUGGGAAGUUCAAGUCCUUUUGUGGUUUCAUAGAAUGGUUCAUUUGUUUUAUAUAUGUUUUAUGAGUAAAUUAGGAUGAAUACAUAUGUACUUUGAAAUAAUAAUUUUGUUUAUGCAGAUCUAUGUAAGAUAACUAUGAUUUUUCCCCAA
This is a messenger RNA of Capsicum annuum, 1777 nucleotides long. RefSeq lists its product as uncharacterized. The record is from RefSeq and is a predicted model, not a curated record. Bases 131 to 1534 code for a protein of 467 amino acids. Lineage: Eukaryota; Viridiplantae; Streptophyta; Magnoliopsida; Solanales; Solanaceae. The transcript has a single exon.